AUUGAGGAGAUUGGAAAUGUUAAUGACGUAAGUGGAAAUGGAACGCGCUUUAUAAAUUGUGCCAUAAGGAAUGUGAGGGUUUUAAACAUGUUUAUCCCACAUGAGAACGAGAAAAGGAAAGAUGAUAUUAUCAGAAAGUAUCUGCUAGGACGAUUGAAAUUGAUAUUCAGCAAAGCUAACAGGUUUACUCCAGCGACAUGGAAUUCUAGAUAUGAAGUAGACAUUGCACACAUGUUCACUGACUUGGACAUACUAAACGAAAAUAAAGAUAACAAAGUUGAGAAACCAACAAUUCAAGAAGUUUUAGGUAUUAUUAAAUCUACACCUGCAUGUCGAGUUGUUAUCGAUGGUGAGGGGGGUAUUGGUAAGUCCACUCUUCUCAGAUUCUUAGCAUACAAUUGGGCUAAUGAUCUAGAUGAGACAUUUAAAGGAAAAUUAUUGUUUCUUGUAAAAGUCAGAGAUAUUAACAAAUGCGUUGUAAAUGAAAUGUUAAAGGUAGUCAACGUUGACGAAUUUGAAUCAUUAACAAAUCUCAAACCAGGCUACGAUUUAAUUAAACAGUUCAUAGUGAAACAUGCUCAUGAGAUUAUACUGUUACUCGAUGGAUUAGAUGAAUUGAAAGACCAUACAAAGAGUCCAAUAUCUUUAUUCAAAAAGGAACAAUUAAAUAACAGCAAAGUAAUAGUUACAUCUCGGUCGGGGACUGUAGGCCUAGAUAAUUUUGUUAAAGAAAGUGAUAUUCAUGUAAAUGUCAAGGGAUUUAAUGAAAGGAAUAUUGAGAGGUAUAUCAAGAGAUACUUUAAAUACUGUAAGAAGCCUGUACUGGCAGAGACUCUAAUCAGUAAGCUAAUUUUAGAUGAAAGCAGAAGGAAAGAUAGCAAACAUAUGGAUCCAGUAUUGAUUUGUAAAAAUCCAAUGUUGCUUCUUAGUGUUUGCGCCAUCUGGGAGGAUAAACAAUACCUUCCAACAGAUAAAUCUGAACUUUUUAAAGAAGUGUACCGAUGUAUAAUUAAUAUGUAUAUUGACAAACACGAGGCUUUACAGAUGAGAAAAAUAUCUAUCUUUGAGAAUAUUCCACCUAAGUACAUAUAUGCUAUGCUUGUACUAGGUAAUUGUAUGUAUGAAUCUCUAAAGAAAAAUAAGCUAUCCAUAAACAAAGCUAAUAUGGAGGGUAAUAAAGAGGGGGUUGAAUUGGCUUUAAAACUUGGAUUUGUUUACAAAGAUGCACCAAUUUACAAAGAUGACUUUGAAGAAAUAUUUACACCUCCACAUAAGUUGAUUGUAGAAUCAUUGGUAGGAUUUUACAUAAGCAAUCAAUGCAAAACUCAAAUACAUCAACUAAAACCAUUAGAAAAUAACGAAUGGGAUGUGAUAAGAAUGAAUGAACAUUUGGAGGUGGCGCGAAUGUUUGCUAUUGACUUUCUUGAAGCCAAAGCUGGCAAAUUUCUAAAACAUUGGAUAACUAAUAGUUUAUCAAUAUUUUCUCUUAUGACACACCUAAAUCAUGUAAAGGAAGAGCACAGGGUACAUGUCGAAAAGACGAUAACUGACUACAUUUCUGAACACAGUUUUGAAAUGAAGCCUCAUAUUCUUGACAUAUGUAAUUCCCUGUGUAGAUGUAUCCAUUACAUCGACCCAACUGUCAAUGAAAAUUGGACUUUCUUGCGACUGACAAGAAAAGCUCAGCAUGUUCAAAAUCAGAUAGUAAAUUUGUUAAAGAAGUCUAGAUUCCUCAAAAUGUCUCCUGAACUUCUUGGAAAAAUGAUAGCUCAUUUAUUAAUUGUUCUUAAAGACCAAAAUGUCUUGUUUAAGGACAAUGUUCAUCUGCGUGAUGACCAUGUUGUUAAUUUUCUAUUGAAUGAGUUCCAAAAACUUCGUUUUCAAUAUGACAUUUCUGAUUUAAUUAACAAUUCUCUUCAUCCGUCAUUAUUAACUCACAUACUGUUCCAGGCACCAAACAUUUCAUUUCUUAAUUUGAACAAAUGUCAUGUAACAGGGGAUAAAAUAAAUGAAUAUUUCAUGCAAUGUCCAAAAAGUGGCAUGUUAAAACUAAAAUGUCUUGACAUUAGUAACAAUAAUCUUAGUGCAGUCAAGGGCGCUUCAUUAGCUGGUUUACUUACUAUGUCUCCGAACUUGAAUGGACUUAAUAUGACGAAGUGUAUGUUAUCGGGUGUUGUUGUGAAUGAUAUGGUCAGAAUCUGUUCUAGUAGAGUUGUUGUAUUGAACCUAGAAGAGAUUUACAUCAGUAAUAAUGAUAUGAGUUCAGUUAAAGGCUCUUCACUAUCGGGUUUAUUUGUCUUGGCCCCUAAUCUAAAUUAUAUUGACAUGCAAAGUUGCAGUUUAUCAGGUGUUGCUGUGAAUGACAUGGUUAGGCACUUAUCCAAUAACCGAGUUAAGAUGAUAUUAUUAGAAAAACUUAAAAUCUGUGGGAAUAAUCUAAAUGAAAUUGAGGGCGCAUCACUAGCAGGUUUACUUGUCAUUUGUCCUGUACUGAGUGAACUUCAAUUGAAUAAUUGUAGUUUAUCAGGUAGUGUGUUCAAUGACAUGAUCAAAAUGUGUAUCAGUAAAAAAGUUAUGUUGGAAUUAACACAUCUUGACGCCAGUAAUAAUGAUCUGAGUGCAAUUGAGGGAGCUUUACUGGCUGAGUUACUUGCCAUGGCCCCUAAUGUGUAUAUGAUUGACAUAAAUAGUAGCAGUGUAUCAGGUACUGUUGUGAAUAAUAUGGUCGAAAUUUGUUCUAAAAAGAAAGUUGUUUUGAAAUUACAACAUCUUAACAUUAGUUAUAAUAAUCUGAGUGCAAUUGGAGGUGCUUCAUUAGCUAGGUUACUUGUCCUAGCCCCUAAUCUGAAUUAUUUUGAUGUACAAAAUUGUGGAAUAGAAGGUGUUGUUGUAAAUGAUCUGGUUGAAAAUUGUUCCAGAGAAGUUGUGUUGAAAUUAGAAUAUCUUAACUUAAGUGAUAAUAAUCUGAGUGCAAUUAAGGGAAAUUUACUAGGUGAUUUACUUGUCAUGGCCCCAAAUUUGUGUACGAUUGGCAUAAAGAAUAGUAGUUUAUCGGGUGCAGUUGUGAAUGAUAUGGUCAGAAUCCGUUUCAAAAAGGAUGGGUUGUUAAAAUUAGAAGAGCUGGACAUCAGUGAUAAUAAUCUGGGUGCGAUUGAGGGCGCUUCACUGGCUAGGUUACUUUUCAUGGCUCCUAAUUUGCGUGACAUUUACAUAAAUAGUUGCAGUUUAUCAGGUGCUGUAGUGAAUCAUAUGAUCAAAAUUCUUCCAAGUAUGAGAGUUGUGUUGGACUUAAUACUUCUUGACAUCAGUAAUAAUGAUCUGAGUGCAAUUAAAGGCGAUUUACUAGCUGAUUUACUUGCCAUGGUCCCUAAUUUGCGUACGAUUAAUAUAAAUAAUAGCAAUUUAUCAGGUGCUGUCGUAAAUUAUAUGGUCGAAAUUUGUUCCAAAAAGGAAGUUGUUUUGUUGAAAUUAGAAAAUCUCAACAUCAGUUAUAAUACACUAAGUGCAAUUAAAGGUGCUUCAUUAGCCGGUUUACUUGUCCUGGCCCCUAACCUGAAUUAUUUUGAUGUACACCGUUGUACAUUAAAAAGUGUUGCUGUAAAUGAUAUGGUCGGCGUUUGUUCCGGAAAGAGAGUUCAGUUCAAAUUAGAAUAUCUUAACAUAAGUAAUAAUAAUUUGUGUGCAAUUGAGGGCGCUGUACUAGCUGAUUUAGUUAUGAUGUGUCCUAAAUUGAGCAAACUUGAAAUGAGUAAGUGCAGUUUAACAGGUGGUGUUAUGAAUGAUAUGGUUAGUGUCUGCGUCAGUAAGGGAGUAAUGUUAGGCUUAAUAUAUCUCGACAUCAGUAAUAAUGAUUUGAGCUCAAUCGAAAGCGCUACACUAUCUGGUUUAUAUGCCUUGGCCCGAGACCUUCGUACGAUUAAAAUAGAUAACUAUUGCAAAAUAGAGUUAGAAAAUACAUGUAAUGCAGCAGUACAUAAUUUGUUAAAAACAAUUUAAAAAAGCUCUAGAAUAAUUUUUGUAAAGAUAUGCAACUUCAAUCAAGUUAUUCCAAACAACAGUUUCAUUAUACCGAAAAGUACAUUUGCUAUUACAGCUGAUUGUUGUUUUACUCUUGCAACAAAUACAAUUCACAUAUACAAUGUUAUCUUUUACAUAGAGCUUACACACUCCCUUUCUUAAGACUUUCCUGCUCGUGAAAAAACUGUCACUUGGUUAAAUUUGUCGUGCAUCUUUGGUAAUUUGACUAAAGAGAGUUAAGCUGCUCUGUUCACACUAUCAAAUUUAAUGUCACAAAUUUGAUAGUGUGGACAUAGAUUUACGCAGGUUGUUCACACCAGAGACACUGUUAGUUUUGACCAAACAUAAACGGAUGCUGUGAACACGGCUUUAGAAAAAAAGAAUAUAAUAAAAUUAAGAGACAAAAAAUAUCUAAGGGACGGGGCUUGACAAUAUUUUUAUGCAUAGGCCUAGGCUUUAAAUUCUCCAUGUGCUAAAUUAAAUAAUGCAGUAGUAUUCACCUUUAGGGCUGAAGUGUAAAAUUACUUUCUUUAAUAAACUUCAAAAUAAUGCUUUUAAUGUUUUAAUAUAUAUUUUACUAUAUCUAACAAUUUUAACAUUUUAUCAAUGGUUGUAUUCAGUAUAGUGUGUGUAUCUUGGUGUUAAUUUUUUAUGAACCUCAAACUGGUGCUUUAAAUUUUUUCAUAUUUUAACAUGUUCUUAAGCACAUUUUAAAGAUUUAACAUUUUAUUAAUCGUUGUUACAGUAUGCAGUGUGUAUCUUGGUGAUUGUUAUUUAUGUAACACAUUUUAGACAAUGCAAUGUAUAAUCACCCAGAUUUUUGAACCAUGUUUACAUUUCAAUUGUGUUUGACUAAUAAAUAAACCUUGGAUCUCGAAUCUUGAAAAUGGCCAGUGUCCUAGGGACUUUGGCCCUUGCACCAGUCAAUGUUUUUUUCAUGUUCUGUACAUGACAAUUACAGUAAAUUAGUACUUUCAGAAUAAUCUCUAGUGAAUCCGACAGUAGAGGGCUGGAGAUGAAAAGGGGGUAAUUUCAUGAGAGGCCACCAUAAAUGGCAUGCAUUCAUGUUCUAAGUAAGAUUUUUUGUUCACAGUCACUUUGAAAAUGUGUUCAAAUGUUAAAGAAAUAAAGCAAAAGCUCACUUAAUAUUUCGUUUUUGGUUAAAAAUAUAUCUGCUUACCAACAUUUUUAAAACAGAGACAUAUUUAAACAGGAUAAUGGAGAGAAGUUGCAUCUCCCUGGGCCCCACCAAAAUUGUUCCUGAGCAUUAUAAUCAAAUGUAAAUAUGAAGCUGGUGUCCCAUACCUUUCCAUCGUGCCUCUCUUCAUCUGCCCAUCAGCCGAACUCAGGUGUGUUAUAAUAGAGGCUAUUACAUAACGAGAUGUUACGUAUUGUGGUGAAAGAAUAUGCAAUUCAAUGUUUUAGUAAUUUCAAUGAUUUUAACUAUUGAAUACAUCUUUUCAUAUUUUAUUGCAUUAUAGUUAGUACUGUAUUUUUAUGUCUGUAUUAGAAAUGUAUUGAAAUAGGCCAUCUUUAAGUCAACAUAGCCUUUAGAGCUUCCCGCUCAAAAGAUUUUCGAAUAAAUAAAUAAAUAUGUAGUUUUUGAAA
Messenger RNA from Anneissia japonica, 5625 nucleotides. Its product is annotated as NLR family CARD domain-containing protein 4-like. Bases 88 to 3996 code for a protein of 1302 amino acids. Gene Ontology annotation, molecular function: protein binding. NCBI's taxonomy places the organism in Eukaryota, Metazoa, Echinodermata, Crinoidea, Comatulida, Comatulidae. The transcript is spliced from 3 exons. The record is from RefSeq and is a predicted model, not a curated record.